Camelina sativa (false flax) is the source of this 1703-nucleotide messenger RNA. The record is from RefSeq and is a predicted model, not a curated record. Lineage: Eukaryota; Viridiplantae; Streptophyta; Magnoliopsida; Brassicales; Brassicaceae.
UCCGUUUCUCUCUUUUUUUUUUUUUUUUUUUUUNCAUCUCUCUGAGAGAUUCUUUCUCACAAUUUUGCAACUUGUUGUCUUGUUGGAUCCUCCAAAUCCCUCCUUUAUCUCCCUUUCUUUCUCUCUCUCUCUCUCUCUCUCUCUCUCGCUCGAUCCUAAUCCCGUAAUCCGCUUUUAGAUUAGAUACUGCAUCAUCAUCAGCUCACGAUUUCGAGAAUCGAUUCCACCAUUUUUUUGUAAAAUCUUCAAACCUUUCUUAGGGUUUCUCACUCCUUCUUUGUUCUUUUUCUUUCCCAACAACAUCAUCUCUCAUGGCGAUGAGAGGUGUCGAUUUCAAGUGGUAUGAUGGGUUCUUCUUGUCGAUGCUUGCCACUAGUGUAAUCAUUGUAGCUGUCAAUUGGAAUAGAUAUCGUUCUUGCGAAUACCCUCUGCAUAUAUGGAUUCAGGUCGAUUACACCACUGUGUUUCUCUUCCGUGUCUUCAUGUUUGUUGACAAUGGUCUUGCUGCUGGACUUGGAUUGGAUUUUGGAAGUCAACAGCGGAACGCCAUGUUUUGUGGAAGAGUGGUUGUCCUGUCUGUCCUAUCUCUGAUGCUGUAUCCAUUUUUGUGGGCUUGGACUGUAAUCGGUACACUAUGGUUUACAAAGGCGAAAAGAUGUUUACCUGAAGAAGGCCAAAAAUGGGGUUUUCUCAUCUGGCUGAUGUUUAGUUACUGUGGCCUCCUCUGCAUUGCUUGCAUCUGUGUUGGAAAGUGGUUGACAAGAAGACAGGUACACUUACUACGUGCUCAGCAGGGAAUUCCGAUUUCAGAGUUCGGGAUUUUAGUUGACAUGAUUAGGGUACCUGACUGGGCAUUUGAAGCUGCAGGCCAAGAGAUGAGAGGCAUAAGUCAAGAUGCUGCUACAUACCAUCCUGGACUUUACUUGACUCCAGCUCAGACAGAAGCUGUUGAAGCACUCAUUCAAGAACUUCCAAAGUUCAGAUUAAAAGCUGUCCCAGAUGACUGCGGUGAAUGCUUAAUCUGCUUAGAGGAGUUCCAUAUUGGCCAUGAGGUUAGAGGUUUACCAUGCGCCCAUAAUUUCCAUGUGGAGUGCAUAGACCAGUGGCUGCGUUUAAACGUGAAAUGUCCCCGGUGCCGGUGCUCGGUUUUCCCAGACCUAGAUCUCAGCGCAUUAUCCAACCUCCAGAGCUCAGGAGCAGAACAACCCUCACAAGUGAACACAGAAACAACAGAAGCUCGGUACAUAAGAAGCCAACUUCAAAGCGAGAGCUACUUUUUGAGACUUCAAUCCCUAAUCCACCCAGUCCACACAGACACCGCUCUGGAGACUGCAGAGAACGGUGGGGUUCCACCCGUCCCGACUGAUAUAUCUCCAUCUCGGAGAUGAGAGAAAGAAAUGAGCCUGUGAAAAGUUCUACCCAAAACACUAACUCUUGACUGAUUUGCCCUACCCAUUCCUUAAAAUGUAAAUAAAUCGGGGGUUUACAUUUGGUAAGAGGGGUUCAUGUCCAAACUCUGUAAUGAUAGGCAUUGUUCAGAUACCUUAUACUUGGUUAUGGUUCAGGUGAAGACCAAAUUUUCAAUGUUAUAAACCCUAAAGCCAGAGAGAACCAGAACCACUGAAAUUGCCAAAGCCUAAGUGAAGUACUUAGACCAACUUUUUUCUGCACUAACGACUUUCGUGACGAUUGGGUUUUUGAGA